GAGAGAGAGAGAGAGAGAGAGAGAGAGAGAGAGAGAGAGAGCAUCAGCAUCUAUGGACCAGUCUGCUGUAAUAGAAAGAAGAAGCUGUUAUUAUCACCAAACUGUGCGUCACAAUUAACGCCAUUAUGUUUGUCCUGAGAAAAGAGCGAUUUCGUAGACUACACCAUUCUUUUGACUAUUUGCGAAUUACAGUCAUGUUCUUUUUAUGAGCUAGCCUACCCAGACCGCUUAUGGAACACUGUUAACUGAGACUAGAAUAUCUGCAUUGCCUGCCACUGUCUGUGGAGCCCUACGAUCGAGCGCACCACCCAGUCGAGACAGCAACGCAUGAUCACAAAGAGAUGUCAGGCAUUUUUGAAGAAACAUUUAAUGUUUUCUGUACCAUCAUCAGCUUUGCAAAAUACCAGACGGUAGAAGAUUUUUAUUUUACAAUUAAUAAUCAAAUCACGGUCCGUCCGGAGUCGUAGCCUAUUUCCAUGCUUUCUAUUUAUAAGGAGGCAAUGCUUCUCGACCAAGACCAAUGAGAUUUGUGCUGUGGCCGCAGCGAAGUAGAUUUUUAAAAAUACCGUAAAUACAUCUGGACAAUUGUCUUCUCGAAUGCUUUCACGGUAAACUUGUGUGAUUGAUUCUGAAUGGUGCGGCGAGAGAAGGCUAAUUCUGGGGUUUUUGGCACCAGCGGAUGCUGCGCCGAAGAAUGGGAUACGCCGACCCUACGUCGGGUAGAGAUUUACUCGGCAAUAGGUCGCUUUGUUUUAUAUUCAUUUGCGCAUUUGGACUGGUUACACUUUUACAGCAGAUUCUCUAUGGAAAAAACUACAUUAAAAGGGAGGAGAUGGAAUCUGCCCCAUCCAGUAGGGUUCAGCGUCGUGGCCUGGGAGGGUACAGGUGCUAUGCACCUCUCAACGGUGGCCUAUAUGCUGCUGUUGUCUGUAAACCUGCGCAACAGUUUAGCCGACUCAAAGGAGACGAGACAGGAAAUUGGACCGGUCCUGUAAAUUUCUUGGAUGAUGGAUCUCUGAAGCCUGCCAGGAAUGGGAAGAAAAGAUGUUUCCGUCAGAAUUUUCAGCCAGAUUCACAGAUCUCCGUAAUAGUCACACCCUGCCUAGCCGAUAUUAAGAAGAAAAAAAAACGCUCGCAAAGGUAUCUGGACUCAUACGAUGGAUCCUAUGACUACAACUCCACUGCAUGCAAAGAGCUCAGGCAGGAGAUUAUGGAUGUCAAAGUCCUGACCAUGGUGAAGACGUCGGAGCUGUUUGAGAGAUGGAGGAACCUGCAGGUGUGCAAGUGGCAGCAGAACAUGGUGGAGACCAACAACUUCAAGAUGUCUCUGUCGCGGUGUUGUAACGCACCCUCCUUCCUGUUCACGACCAAGAGGAACACUCCAGCAGGCACCAAGCUGAGGUAUGAGGUGGACACCAGUGGCAUCCUGCCCAUCAGUACUGAGGUCUUCAAGAUGUUUCCUGACGACAUGCCGUACUCCAAGUCUCAGUUUAAGAAAUGUGCAGUUGUCGGAAACGGAGGAAUCAUCAAGAACAGCAAAUGUGGGAAGGAUAUUGACUCCGCAGAUUUCGUGUUUAGAUGCAACAUUCCACCCAUCAACGAGAAGUACUCGGCUGAUGUAGGCGCCAAAACGGAUCUGGUGACGAUUAAUCCAAGUAUUAUAACGGAGAGAUUCCAGAAGCUAGAGAAGUGGCGGCGACCAUUUUACGAGGUUCUUCAGAACUACGAGAACUCGUCAGUGGUCCUACCCGCCUUCUACAACACGCGUAACACUGACGUCUCCUUCCGGGUCAAGUACAUGCUGGACGACUUUGACUCCCAGAGGGGUGUGUUCUUCUUCCACCCCCAGUACCUGCUCAACGUCCAGCGCUUCUGGACUGUCCAGGGUGUCCGCGCCAAACGCCUCAGCAGCGGCCUGAUGCUAGUCACCGCCGCCAUGGAACUGUGCGAGGAGGUCCACCUCUAUGGCUUCUGGGCGUUUCCCAUGAACCCCUCGGGCAUUUUCAUCACGCACCAUUACUAUGACAACGUCAAGCCCCGCCCCGGGUUCCACGCCAUGCCCCACGAGAUCUUUAACUUCAUGCACAUGCACACGCGAGGUAUCCUCAAUGUACACUCAGGACCUUGCACAUGAUCGUGCACCGGAGCCACGCCCACACUGUAAUGCAUCGUGGGAAGUCACCAUUUACUCCUGUUUUUGUCUCGGUUCUUAAUUUAUCAUCAUUUUGCAUAUCUUAAUUUAGAUACAAUGGUUUUCUUACAGUUGACGAGAGAUGGCCUUUUGAGCUCACACCGUAUAUUUGUGCUUUUUACACUAGCUCCAUGUGUUGAAGGCUGCUUGCUUUUAUGCCAACACUAUAAUUUAUCUUGAUGUGUUUCUUACUCUCUUGCUGAAUAAGCAACUCCAAUGGCCGCUGGUAUCUCUGAUUCUGUAGGUUGCUUGUUCUAAUGUGAAGUGAUCUUUCCUAGUGAUGUCGUUUCUGUGAAAUCUUAGUGGCUCGGUGGUACUGCUGUACAGAGGUUUGAACUUGACGUGUUGCACAACUAUUUACACUGAAAUAAGGCCACUCUGUGUGUCCCUCUCUUCCUCCUGUACUUUCUCUUUGCCGCUUCCUGUGUUAUGACCCCCCCCCGUGCUCUCUUUCUCAGACACUCUGUAGGUGUGGCAGCUUUUAUUUAUGUCCGUGUAAAAAUCCUGAACACUAUUGACGUUGAGCGAAUCCAAAAGAAAAUGUUCAAAGAUCCAACUGUUUAACCUUCAGUUGUCCAGCUACAUUCAACUGUUUUAUAUGGGUAAAUAUUUCUUAUAAAACACUGUUAACACUCCUGACCUGAGAGGACCUUUUUCACAGGUCCACUUCCUUCUGUACAACUAACUAGCCAAACACCGGAAGACAUCCUUGGAUAGUUCUGAUGUGAAAUGGUUGUGUUUUAUUUGCUUGCUGUUUUUGGACAAAAAGGUGAGAUGAUUCAUAUUUUAUAAUUACCACCACCAUAGUAGGCCACAUAGUCAGAAAAACACUAGUUAUUGGGCACUGUUGACCAAUCUGAUUUCCCUCUGUCAUCCAUGUCUUAAAACCAUGCUGCCUUACGAUAUAAAUGUACAAAUCCUCUCUCAGAUAUGCCGUUCACCCCUGAAUUGUGUAUCUAAUGGACGUUCGUAUCAAACAAACUCCUGUUCCCACUGUCUGCUGACUCACCUUAAUAACCAUGACGAGAAGAGGUUCACUUCUGCUGUUGAAAUGACGAAAUAUAAUAUAAUUCCUGUACGCUAUAAUGCUCUUUGUAUACUCAUGUGAUGCCGUGCAUGAUUCUACUAUAAUCUCUGUUCUGUGUGUGCCCGCCACCAACCCAUGUUUACAACCAUCAGCUUCUGCUAAAGCUCACGGAUCAUUGGGAGAGAUGAGUUUAAUUCGAAUGAUAUGACAUUUAUCAUCAAUUGCACACAAGGCCCAACCGAAACUCGACUUUCGCAUUUUAACCCAACCCUUCUGAAUCGGAGAGGUGCAGGGGGCGGCCACAUUGGGCACCCAGGGAGCUGUUGUUGUGGGGGGUUAACUGCCUUGCUCAAGAGCAGAACAACCUUUUGGUUACUGGCCCAAUUCUUUUACCGCUAGGCUACCUGAAACCUUAUAUCAACCUUGAAUGGGUUUUAAAAGAGGACUGAUCGACAGAGGCCCUUUUUUUUUUUACAGAUGAUGCAAAGGAAUUACUAAUAUCGCUCCCUUUUGAAAUGAUCUGAUUUUUGUCAUCAGUAUUAUCACCGCAUCGUGUCAUUUCCCUUUUUGCAAUGUGACAAAGUUGUAACCUUGGAAAGCACCGUGAAUCUCACCCCUUGGAAUGCUGUAUGUUUGUUUCUAGUAGUAUUUGUGGUGUUUAACUGUGCCAGAGUGGAGGAACAUGACUGAACUGGAAACAUAGGAUCAUUCUUCUGUACAUGCUGUGCAAUGCCUUUUGAUUUUCGUAACGCCCCAAAUUCCCAUGAUCUUCCAUGAUCACUUCUAAAGUCUGUGGAAGAUUGUUUCUUGGAUUUGUAAUUCACAGUCACACGGGUUGUGUGUAAAAGACACAAUGCACAAAAUAAGUUAUCCGUAUGAGCACAUUCAAGUUUUGAGUCUCAGAAUCACAAAAGAUCAUCAUUUUAUAGAGUCAAAAAUAACUAGGUCGAAGAAUCAGUCCGAAAAUGAAAGGAUGGCAUUAUUAGAGCUUGGAUGGAAUUAUUACAGUUUGAACAGGGAUAUGAAACCUACAUUCUGGGUCAUUCUUUAUAUUGUGUUUGUAAAUAAACAUGUUUGGAUUUUC
This is a messenger RNA of Salvelinus fontinalis (brook trout), 4302 nucleotides long. Its product is annotated as alpha-2,8-sialyltransferase 8E-like. The record is from RefSeq and is a predicted model, not a curated record. The coding region runs from base 680 to 2134 and encodes 484 amino acids. Gene Ontology annotation, biological process: N-glycan processing; oligosaccharide metabolic process. The transcript has 10 exons. Gene Ontology annotation, molecular function: alpha-N-acetylneuraminate alpha-2,8-sialyltransferase activity. NCBI's taxonomy places the organism in Eukaryota, Metazoa, Chordata, Actinopteri, Salmoniformes, Salmonidae.